Messenger RNA from Calliphora vicina (urban bluebottle blowfly), 2008 nucleotides. RefSeq names its product CCHamide-2 receptor (gene CCHa2-R). Gene Ontology annotation, biological process: G protein-coupled receptor signaling pathway. Gene Ontology annotation, cellular component: plasma membrane. The record is from RefSeq and is a predicted model, not a curated record. The coding region runs from base 65 to 2008 and encodes 647 amino acids. The transcript has 8 exons. Gene Ontology annotation, molecular function: neuropeptide receptor activity. NCBI's taxonomy places the organism in Eukaryota, Metazoa, Arthropoda, Insecta, Diptera, Calliphoridae.
UCCUGUUCGUUUCGUAAACGAUUUUAAUGUGGCAUUUGUAGGCCUUAAAGGCCACUUAGUCAAUAUGUUUCCUUUAACAUUUAUUGAAGUUGGCAACACAUUAUCACAGCACAUUAUGUCGGACGACGAAGCCCUUGUUACAACAACGACCACAGCCACAACAUUAUCAGCACUCUCUACACCAGCUUCAAUAACAACAUUAACUCAACAACAUCUGCUGCAGCAACAGCAGCAACAUGAAACAACAACGGAUAUAACAUUACUAUUAGAGAAUAUAACACACACUAGUCUGCUGGGUGGUGUUGGCAUCAGUAGUAGUGGCUCUGCGUCAGGAGGUGUUAGUGCUCUUGAUGCUUUUGAGGCCGAUUCAUCGUUUAUUUAUACACCACCUUUGCAACGGCCCGAAACCAUAUUCAUAACCAUUCUAUUCCUACUCAUAUUCAUUGUUGGUGUCCUGGGUAAUGGCACAUUGGUGAUAAUCUUCUUUCGGCAUCGUUCCAUGCGCAACAUUCCAAAUACCUACAUUCUCUCCUUGGCAUUAGCUGAUCUCUUAGUUAUAAUCGUAUGCGUUCCUUUGGCCAUUUUGGUGUAUACAACAGACAGUUGGACAUUUGGCAAAAGUAUGUGUCAAGUAACAGAAUUUUUCAAAGAUGUCUCUAUUGGUGUAUCGGUAUUCACACUAACCGCUCUGUCCGGCGAACGUUACUGUGCCAUUGUGAAUCCUUUAAGAAAAUUACAGACAAAACCUUUAACUGUUAUAACGGCCACCAUGAUUUGGCUUUUGAGCAUAACAUUUGCCACACCUUCUUUGGUAAUGUCUGAUUUACAGCACAUACUAAUCGAUGAUAAAACUAAUCUGACCAUAAUUAUCUGUACGCCGUUUGGUAAGCAGCGCAACAAUUCUGAAAUUUAUGCCAGAUAUGUGGUUGUAACCAAGGCAUUCGUUUACUAUUUGUUGCCACUAUUUAUAAUUGGAGUUUUAUAUCUGAUGAUGGCCCAACGUUUACAUGUCAGUGCACGUGAUAUGCCCGGUGAAACAUUGAGUAUGCAGAGUCGUUCCCAAGUACGAGCAAGACGUUAUGUGGCCCGUAUGGUGGUGGCAUUUGUGGUGGUGUUUUUUGUUUGUUUCUUUCCUUAUCAUUUGUUCGAAUUAUGGUUUCAUUUGAAUCCAACGGCUCGUGAAGAUUUUGAUGAGUUUUGGCAUACCAUACGUAUUAUUGGUUUUUGUACUUACUUUCUCAAUUCAUGUGUAAAUCCGGUGGCAUUGUAUUGUGUAUCGGGAGCAUUUCGUGCACAUUUCAAUCAAUAUUUAUGCUGUUUUUGUGUCAAACGGCAAACGCGUCUAAGGCAACACUCAACGGCCACUGGUAUGAUGGACACCAGUAUUGUCAACAUGUCUAUGAGAUCCACAACCAAUUAUAAUCGUGCUUCUGUACAUUUGAACAAUGCACAUUGUGCUAGUGGCGGAGGAGUAGGUAGUUUCAAUAGCAACAACAAUACCAAUGGCAUGGGACGUUUAACGUCAAGUGCUUAUAAUCAUCAUCAUCAUUCGCAACGGCGUCAGCAUAAUGGCAGUGGAGGUGGUGUAGGAGGUGGUGGGGUUAAAGGUGGACUUGGUGGUGAUAAUGGUCGUUUAACUGCAGCAACUGCUGCUGCUGCUGCUCAAAGUGGUGUUAUACUUAAUGAUAAGAGGAGAAUCUAUAAGGUGACUUGGGUCUCCCCGGACCAAAGAACGGAAAACCAAAUCGAUCAUGUGGCUAUAAGCGGUAAAUGGAGGGGUUCCUUAUUAGAUGUGCCUAGUCGUACGGAUGUGCGGACAUGGUACGCUUCCGAUUUUGAGGAAAUGAGAAGUCUUUUUAACUCCGCCGAAGCCGCUUUACUGUGGUGCAGAGUUAUUUGCACCACCUGCAACUUCUUUGGUUCCGAGUUCGAAGUUAACAAUUUCUCCCCUUUCCACCAGCUUCCAGAGGAAAUCCUGGUUCACGGCGAACCUAAAAUCGCUACCUGA